Molecule: messenger RNA, 3320 nt
Organism: Drosophila mauritiana
Lineage: Eukaryota; Metazoa; Arthropoda; Insecta; Diptera; Drosophilidae
Gene: Dok
Exons: 3
Coding region: 353-2227 (624 amino acids)
Biological process (GO): positive regulation of MAPK cascade; cell surface receptor protein tyrosine kinase signaling pathway
Cellular component (GO): cytoplasm
Source: RefSeq, a predicted model, not a curated record
GCGCAUAAAUAAAUAAAGUCGACUUGCCUCAGCUCGCUUUUUGGUGAUUUUUUUUUUGUGCUGCGGCUGCGCUUUUCGAAAUUCGAAUCUCCGUAUUCGCUGUGCGAUAUGAUGUGAUGUUUACUAUGAAGUGAUCAACUUAAUGCGACCGCGAAGCUAUCGUAAAGCACAGAAAAUCGGAUGAAUUGAAGGAAAACUCCAGAAAUCGCAUAGCCCAACUCCAGCAACAACAACAACAAUUCGGAAUCGGAGGCGCAUUGUGUGAGCUAGAUCGGCGAAGGAAAGGGAAAGAGAGCAGGAGACGAAGGAGAGUGGGAAGAAGGAGAGGAGAGGUGGAGGAGUGGUGCACAGAAUGGAUGUUGAAAUACCUGUUUUGGCUGGAUAUCUUAAUGUGCCGACCCAAACUGGAUUUUCGCUAAAUCGCAUCUCGAAAAAGAAAGCAUGCAGUCGCUACUGUUUGCUAUUCAAGGCCAGUCGACAUGGGAUUGCCCGCCUGGAGAUGUGCGAGAGCAAGGAGGACCGAAACCCCAAGAUCUUCACCCUCGAGAACUGUGUGAAGAUCACUCAGGAGCCGCCUCCCGAACGCCUCAUCCACAUCGUCAAGCGGCAGGCUACCCUCACACUGAGCACAAGUAGCGAGGAGGAGCUCAAGGACUGGAUCACCGCCCUGCAAACGGUGGCCUUCUGUGACACCUCACCAUCGGGGGGAAUCGGGGCCAUCGAGGAGGACAACGACCUCUACUGCAGCUCCUUUGACGGCUUGUUCAUUAUCACGUUGAUUCCAUCCGAGGCCUCCAUUCGCUGCUGCAUUGAACCUAAGACGUAUAUGCUCCAAAUGACGCCCACUGAACUUCAGCUGAAAUCGGAGGAUUUGGGCGCCACAAUCGCUAUGUGGCCAUAUCGUUUCAUUAGGAAGUACGGCUAUCGCGAUGGCAAGUUCACCUUUGAGGCGGGCAGAAAAUGCACCACCGGCGAGGGCGUUUUCACCCUGGAUCACACCAAUCCGCAGGAGGUAUUCCGCUGCAUGUCCGCCAAGAUGAAGUCGAUGAAGAAACUGAUUAGCGGAGAUAGUCUGAGCACCUUGGAGUGCGGUGAGAAUCAGUUUAGUGCGGCAGCUGGCAUGGAGCCCGGCUCGCGAAGCCCCCUGCCACCAUCUCCGUCGAGUAAUCCCCACGGUGGAGAGUUCGAGAUCAACUCGACGCAAAGUUGCAUAUCCCUGAGGGGCUUCAUUAGCUCCAACGAUUCUCUUAACAACUUCUCGGCGGGUGGAGGUGGAGCAAGUGGCGGCACAGCUACGGGUGGUGGUGGUGGAGGCGUUUUAGGAAGUACCGGAGGAAUCACGCUAUCCGUACCCGCAAAUAGCAAUAGCAACAGCAGCAGUAAACACAUUCCCAACAAACCGCCACGCAAAAGCCCGACAACCCAUUGUGAUAAAUACAGGAACAUUGUGAAAUAUGAGCCUGUGGCCAUAACUACGAUAUCUUCGCCAUCCGCCACCUCCGAUGUGAACAGUUCAGUGAUACUGAAACCCCUGGAAGGUGAAUCGAUAUCCCUGCCGGAGACAGCACCCGACUUACCGCCCGACUUGCCGCUGAGAAAUGAGAGCGCAUCGAAAGCACCGCCUCCGGAGCGGGAUUACGAGUGCAUCGAAAACAUCACAGAGGCGUGGCGCACAAGGGGCGUGGGCGAUGUUAGGCACAGCGAACGUAUGCCCAUACUCUGCGAUACCUCAGAAUUUGUACGCCAGCGAUCAGUAUCGAAAGCCACCUGUGGCACCCAAAACACACCCAAGAUCAUAGACAUCGACAUCGGUGAGGGUUGCACAAGCGCCACAUCCAUUAGUGAAUCCAAUUACGAUCGCUUGGACUUUCUAUCGCCGAACAACAAGACAUCGAGUGGCUAUAAGACCAUUGUGAAUGUCACACCCGGUAAUCGCAUCCGAUGCAGUCCACCGCCACCCAAUGAAUACGAAUUGAUCGCUAGUCCCGAUACGGAGAGCUUCCGUAAAGCCGACGACAGUCAUCGCGGCUACGGGGUGCUGCGAAAGGCUAGCAGCACUACGAACAACAAUAAUCUAGGAAUCUCCAAUAGCAAUAUCAGCGGCGGUAGUAGCACCAUCACAACUGCCACGGCCAACAACAAAGGCAACCUCGAGGCGGCAGCCAUUGAUCAUCGCAGCUACAAUGGCCUCAACUACACAAUGGUCAGCAAACCGAAGCGAGUGUAAAAUAUCUAAGGAUUUCAGAUUCGUUAGCGGGGAUCCAGAGAUCCUGGCAUCGAACUGGGUGCAGUGGGGUUUGGGGUGGAUCGGGAGGAGAUAGUCCUAGUUUUUAUUUGUCCCAGAACUGUUGCUGUUUUCAAUUUAAUUCAACAAACUUGUUGACAUGUUAAUUUGGAUUUUCCCAGUAGUCAAACUCAUGACUAUUUCGUUAUUGGACGCCAGAUGAAUAAGCUUGUGUGCUUUUCGCGAUUCAUUUUAAGUGUUGCGAUAACAUUUGCCAGUAAGAAACAAAUGUAUAUGUAUGUUAAAAAAAUUUCGAUAUAUUGAAAACAGUAACGUGCCAGUAACUUUCUACAUAUUUUCAUUAAUCGCAUUUUGAGUAUAAGUGAAAAAGAAGAGACUGCCGAGUGCCUUACAGUUCUACAAAAAGAAAGAAAAUCCAGGCUGGAAAUCGAGGGAAGGAAGUGCGUCGAAUCUCCAAAUCCCAGAAAUUGUCCUUCCCUUCGACAAGCCAAAAUGAAAUACCAUUCGAAUCGUUCAAUUUUUUUUGUAAUUGUUUUUCGUUAAUUAUGUUAAAUUCGUAAUCUGUGAUUGUAUUGUUAAUUGUAAAACUGUUACAUUUUUAGCAAGCACUGCCCGCCACUUGAUCGCACUCGAAAAAUUCCCCCGGCUCUUACUUAAAAUGUAGAGUUAAAUUAAAGCAAGAGACAAAAGAAACUCAAUCGAAUCCUGGACGUAACGAAAACUUACACAUUGUGUAUGCGAUUUGUGCUAAAUAUAUGUGUUUUUGUAUAUUUAAUGGAACUAGAUUUUAAAUACACUGCAAUUGUACUUGUUUCCGUUUAUCCGUCCGUCUUCUCAAGGUUUUGCUGCCAUAUAUAUCGGUUAUUCGAAUUGUUAUUCCUAUACGUUUUUGUAUGAUAGAUCAUAUAGCUGCCAUAGGAACAAACGGUGUGAUGCCAUUCUCAAAAAAAAAUCUCCCAAAAUAGUUGACUCUUUUUUUGUUCAAUCUUAGACUGUAAAUAUAGGUUUCUUAAGUGUUGUUUUCGAUUGCACCUCCUCUCUCAUAACCCAAAUAAAAACACCCAUCGUUACCCCA